Molecule: messenger RNA, 1272 nt
Organism: Didymodactylos carnosus
Lineage: Eukaryota; Metazoa; Rotifera; Eurotatoria; Philodinida; Philodinidae
Source: the annotation of a GenBank genome assembly
AUGGGCACAAUCGCGAAUGUGUUUAGAGGAUCUGAUCAACACUCACUUUCAUUUCAUAAACUGAAUAAUCAUAAACAACGAUCCGACGAAUCUGUGAUUGAAUACUAUAACACGAUGAUCAAAUUAUGUAAUCAAACUGAUCCGAAUAUGGCUGAUACUUCCAAAUUAAAUUAUUUACAAAUGGAUUUAAAGCAGUCAUUACAAAACGACGUUUUUCGUCGUCAUCCAUCAACGGCAGCCCAAUUCUUUCAAGUAGCACAAGAAGAAGAAUCAUUACAAACUAUUGUCCGUACCUAUGCAGCAUUAACUGCUUCGGUUUUCAUCGAUCCCCUCAAGUCCAAAGCUGAGCCGGAAGCGUCUAUAUCAUCUGUUCAAUGUUCACCUCAAAAACCAAGUGCUCGUCCAGCACCAUAUCAUCAGAAUUCGUCUGCUACAAAAAGUUACAAUCCUCCUCAUUAUUCACAACUUACUAAUAGAACACAUACCCCAAAGAAAGCAUCUCCCCGCUGUUUUGGGUGUGGUAAAGUCCUGCGACAUUCGCCCAUGCACUCAUCAAAAUCUACCGCACAUCUCGCUGAUCAAAAUAAGUCACUUAAAAUACUGGGCGAAGUCAAAUUAAAUAUCAGAAUCAAUGAUGUCACUACACCUAUUACUGCAUUGGUGGUUAAAUCAUUGAACGCCGACUUUAUUCUGGGUGGAAAUUGGUGUUACGACACAGGAGCAAUAAUUGAAUAUGAUAAACAACAAGUUUCUAUUCGAUCGUAUUAUGGUCGCUCUUCUAUUCGAUACGAUAAACAAAUUGACACUCUGGCAUUAGAUCUUAAACUGUUGAAUUCGGCCUCGAUACCUCCUCGAGAGUCCAUUGUGGUUCAAGCAAAACUUGAUCUUUCUUCCGCCAAAUUUGCUUAUUUUCAUCCUGAUAUUGACCUACAACAACCUAAGUGUAUUUCUAUGACAUCGGCACUAUUGAAGAUCGACAAGUAUUCUACAUUUCUGGAAAUCUAUAAUCCAAGUGAAUUUUCACGGACACUGUAUAAAAAUGCCGUGUUAGGACAAGUGACUUAUACACCGCCCAAUGUUGCAAGUUUCGAUGCAUUUGAGAAUUUAUCAUCUCUUAAUCAAACAUCACCUUCGGUGAACUCCAUCACACAAAAAAGUCGACAAAAAAAGGCGAAAGAGGACAAUAAGCUGCAAGCUAAGGUUGAGACACUGUUCACAAAUCUAAAAAUGCCUCGGGAUAGCAGAAAAAAAUUUGUAAAUCGGGUUUUAUAG